GGCGGCGGAAGCUGCGUCAGUAGCGGCGGCGGCGGCGGGGCGGGGCGGUGGUGGCGGCUCCGGUGGCGGCGCGGCGCCGCCGCCAUGGCGCUGUCGCCCUACGUGCAGGCCAUGCAGGAGCUGUUCCGCGCCAACACGCGGAGCCGCGAGUUCCCAGCGCACGGCGCCAAGGUGCACUCGGUGGCCUGGAGCUGCUGCGGCCGCCGCCUCGCCUCCGGCUCCUUCGACAAGACCGCUAGCGUCUUCCUGCUCGAGAAGGACCGGCUGGUGAAAGAGAACAACUACCGGGGCCAUGGGGACAGCGUGGAUCAGCUCUGCUGGCACCCCAGCAAUCCUGACCUCUUCGUCACGGCGUCCGGGGACAAAACCAUCCGCAUCUGGGACGUCCGCACCACCAAGUGCAUCGCCACUGUCAAUACCAAAGGGGAGAACAUCAACAUCUGUUGGAGCCCUGACGGACAGACCAUUGCCGUGGGUAACAAGGAUGAUGUGGUCACUUUCAUUGAUGCCAAGACGCAUCGCUCCAAAGCUGAGGAACAGUUCAAGUUUGAGGUGAACGAGAUCUCCUGGAACAAUGAUAACAACAUGUUCUUCCUCACUAAUGGGAAUGGCUGCAUCAACAUCCUCAGCUACCCAGAGCUGAAACCCAUUCAGUCCAUCAACGCCCAUCCUUCAAACUGCAUCUGCAUCAAGUUUGAUCCCAUGGGGAAGUACUUUGCCACGGGCAGUGCUGAUGCGUUAGUCAGCCUCUGGGAUGUGGAUGAGCUGGUGUGUGUGAGGUGCUUCUCACGGCUUGACUGGCCUGUGCGAACGCUGAGCUUCAGCCACGAUGGGAAGAUGCUGGCGUCAGCAUCAGAGGAUCACUUUAUUGACAUUGCAGAGGUGGAGACAGGAGAGAAGCUCUGGGAGGUGCAGUGCGAGUCCCCCACCUUCACAGUGGCCUGGCACCCGAAGAGACCGCUGCUGGCCUUUGCCUGUGAUGACAAAGAUGGCAAAUAUGACAGCAGCCGGGAGGCAGGCACCGUCAAGCUCUUUGGGCUCCCCAAUGACUCCUAAUGAAACCACACCGGGGGAGGCAAUGCUUCCUUGCUCUCAGGGGUGGGAGAGUGCUCAGUUAGUGUAAGUGGGGGUAAGGAGAUGGCUCACCUCCUUGCCUGCUUGGCAGAGCUGUGGCCUUUGGCUCAGCUGUGUGUGUACCGCUCUCAGGAGCGUUUGUAAAAAAAGCAGCUCGUGUGCUGGGGAGGACGGGGGGCGAUGCUCACAGAGUCCCCUUCGCCAACUCUGAGCUGCUGCUGGGGGGGCUUGUUCCAAAGGCAAGUGGCCAAAGAAAGUCGGUCACUAGGGGUGACUGCUGAGGAGCCUCCUGAGGGAGGAGCUCCGGGCUCCCCAGCAGUGAUGAGCCACGUGACCGUCCCCUUCUGCCCCACGGCCUGGUGGCGAGGGCAGCCAUGGGAGCACAGCCUGCCCCGUCCCCUCCCAGACACCCUGUGUCCCUUCCCUACACUGGGGCAGCGAGGGGAGGGUGGGGGCAUGCAAGUUGGGGAAUGCGAUGUUUCCCCAGCUGGGGCUUUUUUUUUUUUUUUUUUUGUAUGUGUGUUGGUUUUUUUCUAAUUUUGAUAAAUCCUCUUCCAUAA
Messenger RNA from Grus americana (Whooping crane), 1634 nucleotides. It is a transcript of the gene THOC3, whose product is annotated as THO complex subunit 3. The record is from RefSeq and is a predicted model, not a curated record. The coding region runs from base 85 to 1056 and encodes 323 amino acids. Gene Ontology annotation, molecular function: protein binding. NCBI's taxonomy places the organism in Eukaryota, Metazoa, Chordata, Aves, Gruiformes, Gruidae. Gene Ontology annotation, cellular component: THO complex part of transcription export complex. The transcript has 6 exons. Gene Ontology annotation, biological process: mRNA export from nucleus.